Knipowitschia caucasica is the source of this 387-nucleotide messenger RNA. The record is from the annotation of a GenBank genome assembly. NCBI's taxonomy places the organism in Eukaryota, Metazoa, Chordata, Actinopteri, Gobiiformes, Gobiidae.
AUGGUCGAUGCUGAUUGGUUGUUUGGCCUCAGGUCCAAAGCCACUCGUCUGGAAUCAGUGCUGAUCCAGUGCACAGUGAACCUGCUCCAGUCCAGUGUGAUGAGCGCCAGAGCUGAGGCCCCUCCCCUCCCUGUGGCCCCUGUGGCCCCUCCCCUCCCUGUGGCCCCUCCCUGUGGCCCCUCCCGGUGCGUGGGACAGCGCGGCUCGCUGUCGGCCGGGCAGCCACCCAUCUGUCAAUCAGCCGCCGCCGCCGCCCGGCCGACCUCUGAUAGCGAUGCUAAUGUGCAGCGCCUCGCUCUGAUUGGCUGGAUGUGCUCAGGGGCUGGAGGCGGCGGCGGGCGCGUGAUGGAUGAGGCCGAGCUCGCCACGCUCAUUCAUCACUCCUGA